AUCAAACAUUACACACAACACAACAGACAGACAUCAAACACACAACUUCCUCAAAAUACAAACGCAUUUACACACAAAAUCUCUAUCUCUAAUCUCCUCUCUCUAACAACACGCACAAAAUCUCUGCUCCUCCAUCACACUUGACACAUAGUAAGCGAAGAGCCCAGGAAUUUGAGAACACAAACGACACUUAUCUUCUCUCUCUAGGAAUUUUCGGUAAUAUAUAAUCUGGGGGAGUCUGAAACAAUACAAACACUCGGAGGCGGCGGAGUGCAAACGGGAUUAGGGUUUUUUUUUCCUCCCCUCGUGCAGAAAGAGUUUUGAGGGUAUAGAUUUUGCUUUUCAAUUUCAAUCGUGAAGAAUCGGGUUCAGUCUAUAUAUAUUUUUUUCCUAGUCAUUGAUAUAUAUCAAGACCAUUUCUGAUUUCUUUGGGGAUUUCGUAUUGCUGGACUCUUCAAACCCUAGGAUUUUACUGGGUUUUUUUGGUAAUUGUGGGACGGAGUUUAGGGUACAGGGUUUGAUUGUCUCCGCGUUCUUUCAUAUGGGUAUCGUUUGUUUUUGAAGGAUUGUCUGUUUUGGGUUAUAUAUGCUUGGAGUGGGGUAGUAUUAGGUAGCAUUUGUUAAAUUUGCUUGUCGUUCUGAUUUCUCGGCUUGUUUUUGUUGAGCGCGAGGCCUUUAGUAGCAGUUUCUAAUGCUGUUCUGCGUAGUGAGAAGGUAACAGAAGUUUCAAGUUUCGGAUUGACUUAGUAGAGUUGUUCUUGAUUGACUUAAUAGUUAAUAUAUUGUACAGAAAGAGAAAACACUCUAGUUACCGAAUGCAGGACGAUAUUCUUUGAUUCGGAUGCGUGUUUCUUGGAGGAUUAGAUAAGGGCUUUUUUGGACUUUUCUUGUCGGAGUCCCGGCUAAUGAGUUUUGGAGCAGGGAGAUUAGGAUGUUGAUGCGAAGAGAAGUGGGAUUAGAGUAAAGAGAAUUUCGGAGUUAGUAAAGUUAGAAAGUUAGACCGACAUUUGUUUCGUCUGGGUGUGGAGAUGUUGGCAUAAUUGUUAUUUGUGUACGCUACAGAUGCUUGGUCAUCAACUCUAAGAAGACAAGUUCAUUUUCUUUCCAUUUAUAUUUUUGUAUACGAUAAUGUUUACCACUAGUUAUGGAAAGAAGUGAGCCCACGCUAAUACCAGAAUGGUUGAGAAGUGCUGGAAGCCUGAAUGGUGGCGGCUCUAUAUCACAUUCAGAUGAACAAACUACAACAAAGCUUGCGAGGAAUAAAUCACUUGUGAAUAGUAAUGGUCAUGAUUCUGCACGAUCUUUUAGUUCUGACAGAACUACCUCGUCAUACUUCCGCCGGAGUUCUAGUAGUAAUGGUUCUGGUCAUCUGAGGUCUCAUAGUAGCUUUGGUAGAAACCAUCAUGACAGGGACUGGGAGAAAGAUGCAUGUGAUUCUCGUGACAAGGACAAGUCAGUUUUAGGAGAUCGUUGGCACCGGGACUUUUCAGAUGCAAUGGGGAAUACCUUAUUAAGCAAAUUUGAGAGAGACGGGUUAAGGCGUUCCCAGUCGAUGAUUUCUGGGAAACGUGGGGACACAUGGCACAAGAAAGUUGGAACUGAUUUGAACAUUGCUAGUGGAAAUAAUACCAAUGGUUUACCUUCCAAGGGCAGUCCCAUUGGUGGGGUGAACAAAACAACUUUCGAGAGAGAUUUUCCAUCAUUGGGUGCAGAAGAAAGAGCAGCAAUUCCUGAGGUUGGGAGAGUCCCUUCUCCUGGAGUGAGUUCUGCCCUUCAGAGCUUACCUAUUGGUACCCCAACUAUUAUCAGGGGUGAGAAAUGGAGAUCGGCUUUGGCUGAGGUUCCUGUUUUAGUUGGAAAUAAUGUGACUGGCAUCUCGUCUGUGCAACAAGCUGCUCCAUCAAGUUCUGCCUCUGUCGCUUUGGGUUCAACCACCAGUCUCAACAUGGCUGAAGCUGUAGCUCAGGGUCCAUCUCGUGCUCAGACUACUCCUCAGUUAUCUAUCGGAACUCAGAGACUUGAAGAACUGGCUAUUAAACAAUCUAGGCAAUUAAUUCCUGUGACACCGUCCAUGCCAAAACCUCUGGCUGCCUGUUCUGCAGAUAAACAGAAAACUAAAGUGGGCCAGCAGCAGCAUGUUGUAACAUCUUCACUUGCUGCUAACCAGUCUCCGCGUGGUGGGCCUGUCAAGGCUGAUGUUUCGAAGACAUCAAAUGUGGGAAAGCUUCAUGUUCUGAAGCCAGUGCGAGAAAAGAAUGGUACUACUCCUGUUGUCAAGGAAAACUUGAGUCCAACAAGUGGUAGUAAAUUAGUAAGUUCUCCACUUGCUGCUCCAUCUCUUUCUGGAUCUGCAGCAACCAGGGUCCUACCAAACAACCCAGUCGCGGACCGGAAGCCAGUGUGGACUGUGCUUGAGAAGCGACCAACCUCUCAAGCUCAAAGUCGAAAUGAUUUUUUCAACUCAGUGCGAAAGAAAUCUAUGGCUAACUCCACUUCUGUUGCUGAUGCUGCCAUAGCAAACUCCUCACCUGUUGACACUGCACCUGCUGCAUCACCAUCUUUUUCAGAUAAGCUUACUGAAACAGAAAUUGUGGUUGCUCCUAAUACUCAGGACCGCAAUGCCUCAUCAGGUGUAAACCUGAGUGGGGAGAAUUUGUCUGGGACAAGAAGUGAUACUGCCUGCAAUGGUGAUGUUUGUGAUGCCCAGAACUAUGUUAGCAAUGGGAAGAAAAAUCAUACCUCUGAUCCUAUAUUUUCGGAGGAGGAGGAGGCUGCCUUCCUACGUUCUCUGGGCUGGGAGGAGAAUGCUGACGAGGGUGGUCUUACUGAUGAAGAAAUCAGUGCUUUCUUCAGGGAUGUUACUAAGUACGUCGAUUCAAAGCCAUCCCUUAAAAUCCUGCAAGCAGUACAGCCUAAAAUCUUGUUGCCUUUUGACUCACAUAUUGGUGGCAUUUCUUCUGGGUUGAACUCACCUGAUGCUAAGCUGGAAUCUUGAUUUGCUCAAUGUGCUGGGUUCUGCUGAGACCCUUAUUUUAUUGGGGAAGAGAUGAGUUUUUUUCCUUACUCUGUUUGCCCAAUGUUGAAUGCGGAUAACCAAGCAGGUGGUUGCAAGAAGAAGAUGAAGGUGCAUCAAUAGUUUUACUGUUUCAUGGAAGUGAAAUAGGAAUAAGUUACUGAUGGUACAUCCUGAUGAUGACUUCUGAUGACUGUUGUGGGUUCUAGGUUUUUCAUGAGUCAAAAAAUUCUUAGUAAAGAGAAUAGAAAAAUGGUCUGGGUCUUAACAUUUUUGGUUUUUCCGAAUGGGAAAUCAUCUUUAACACUGGUAUAUGGGUUUUUCUUUUGUUGGGGUGGGGAAGAGGGAGAGAGAGCAGAAGAGAAGAAAGCAGCAAGGACUUGCUAUGUUCUUUGCUAUUCACAUUUCCCACCAUUCUUUGUUCUUUCUAAUGUUAACCUGAGAAUUCGGGUAUGAAUUCUCUCGUUUUUUUCGAUGUCUUAUGAUUUUUUGCGCUCUUGAAAUAAGUUUAUGGUAUUGAUCAGGUGAUGACGGUCCACUUAUUUGUGGCUCAACUCGGAUAUUGUGACAUGAUGACACUUGUAAUGUCAUGCCUAAAGAGUUGGAAUGCUGUUUGAUCUUUCCUGUUUUUCAGGCCAUAAACAAAAUAAAGAAGUUGGAGAAUUUCUUA
Messenger RNA from Sesamum indicum (sesame), 3683 nucleotides. RefSeq lists its product as uncharacterized. The record is from RefSeq and is a predicted model, not a curated record. NCBI's taxonomy places the organism in Eukaryota, Viridiplantae, Streptophyta, Magnoliopsida, Lamiales, Pedaliaceae.